Molecule: messenger RNA, 2599 nt
Organism: Bicyclus anynana (squinting bush brown)
Lineage: Eukaryota; Metazoa; Arthropoda; Insecta; Lepidoptera; Nymphalidae
Exons: 3
Coding region: 74-430 (118 amino acids)
Source: RefSeq, a predicted model, not a curated record
AAAGGAAGUUUUGUUUAAAUUUCUUUAUCACACACCGGCUAACUGUACCUGAGAUUGGUUGGUCCUCUUCACUAUGUCCGCAAGACUUUUGUUGGUGCUUGUUGGUGUGGCGACGCUGUCUUCGGUGAUGGCUGGAGGCGGCGGCGGCGGUCACAAGAAGGUGGUGAUCCACGUCCCGGUGUUCGUGAAGCAUCAUCACCAUAAGCACACGAUUGUGAAGCACGUGCACCAUAAGAGUGGUGGCGGUGGUGGUGACGACCACUAUGAAGUCCUUGGCUACACGUACGGUGAACCGAAACCGGCGCCACAUUUCGGCGGAGGUCACGGCUGGGGCGCUGCGGAGGAAAGUUACGGCCACGAUUCGCCUGUGAGCUUCGAAGGCGGAGACCAUGGCAGUUACUCGCUUAGUGGUGAUGAACAUGGGUAUUAACACUGAAAAUUAGCCAGUUAGGAAAUUUGUACGGAUGCACUGUUUUGUUAUGACGGUUUUGAUUUACAUAUAGCAGUAAAAUGUAUAGACAAAAUUUUAUAAAAUAUAAUGGUUGGCAUCUACUGAUCCACAUCGUACGUAUCGGACGCAUCGCAUCAAACGGAUGUUUAAUCAUGAUGUUAUCAAUGCGUCUCCUCUCAGAAUGGGAGGGGUUAGGCCAGUAGCCCACUACGCUGGCCCAAUGCAGAUUGGCAGACUUCACACACGUAGAGAAUUGAGAAAAUUCUCAGGUAUGCAGGUUUCCUCACGAUGUUUUUCCUUCACCGUUUGAGACACGUGAUAUUUAAUUUCUUAAAAUGCACAUAACUGAAAAGUUGGAGAUGCAUGCACCGGAUCGGAUUCGAACCUAUGCCCUCCUAAUCGAAGGCACAAGCCAUAUCCACAGGGCUAUCACGGCUAUUUAAUUAUACGGUAGAUAAAAUCCGUUUCAUGCUUGUAAUACUUUCUAUCCAAAGAAUACUAGAAUCCGUAUGAUGCGAUGCCUCCGUACGAUACGAAUCUGUGGACGCCUGCGGUAAAGCUGUGACAGACGACAAAGUCAUCUGAGUAUGAGUGAGUGCUAUAAGGAAGUGGAUUGGCUUAAAGACAGUUGACGAACUUUUCCGCCUAGCCAUGGCGUAUGAAAAGCUUAGGAAACUGCAGACCUACAGUAAUGGAGAGACACUUUAAGAAGAAGUGCGUGAAUGGCUGCUAAACAUUUAGAUAAAGUAUAUUAAUAAAAGGGGAGACAAUGUAGUGAUGUACUUAAUUUAGCAAUGCAUUUUUGUUGUGCUGACAUUCGUUUAGUGUACACACAGUAUCGUAAAAACACCAAACAAAGCAAAACUGUCAUGAUAAAGUAGUGUCUAUUGAUGAAUAAGUUUUCAAUUGAACAUCGAACGAUUUUGGUAAAUCAUCGUGAUAUGUACAUUGCUUGAACGAUUAACAUGUUGCACUAUACAAUCGUUUUGAGAGUUGAGAAUUGUGAUUUCAAUAUAAUUGAGUCUUAUCAAGUUCUUAAUGUUACUUACACGAUACUAAAAUACAAAAUACUUUUUAAAUUUUUGUCUGUCUGUCUACUAAUUCAGGCAAUAUAUUAGAACAGCAGAACUGAUUUUAAUGGGAUUGUCACAAGAACAUAGCGGAAGUUAUUGAAUAACAUAUGGGAUACAUUUUAUCCCGGAAAACUCUAUGGUUCUCGUGAGAUUAGUAUAAAAACUGAAUUUCACUGGAAAGAAGUCACGAGCAACCGCUAGUUAAAAACAAACUUCCAACCUCGUAAAUAUCUCACGCUACAAACAAUGUACAACGGAAAUACCAAACGCAUUUAUCUUAAUGAUAAUUUAAUACGAAACUCACAAUAAUGUAUAGUAGUAAGGGCUAUUGAAACUUUACAACGUCGUAUUGUUCCUCUAAACAAAAUUUAUGGUGAUAUUUUUAUUACUAACGAUAAAUCACCGUAAUCUCGACCGUAAAUCAAAGGACUAUUAAGUUUCACUUCUUACAAGUUUACACUUUUACAUUAGAAAUGUCGUAUCUGUAAAAGAGAUUUGUUAAUUGACAUGGUCUUAAAAAUAGAUAUAGAUAGGUACUUGUACUUGUCCAUGUAAUUAGACUGUUUAUAAUGAAUAGAAGAAUGAUCAUGAUGUAUGGUAAUAAUAAAUUUAUUUUGCUAUUUUCUACAAAAACCAACAUCCAAACAUCUAGAUUACAUGGUCGGCUUACGUUUUACUAAAUAAAAUAGUAGAAUAAAGUUGUUGUUUAUUAUCAAAAAGUAGAUUUAAGUUUGAUAAAUGAUUUAAUUGAUAGAUUAUGAUGAAUUAUUGUGACGUAUGGAGUUUUUGAAAACGGAGUGUGAAAGUACAAUUUGCUACAAUUUUUCUACAAUUUCUCUACAAAUUCUGAUACUUCCCCAACUUUCAGCUGUUACUAAUCGAGCUGUACAAGUUUCCCAUGGUCUUCCAGAUAAUAGAAUAAUUGAGUUGAUAUUACAACUUAAGUGAUAAUAUUAUAUUCCUAAAAUUAGAUUUUGUAUGAUUCCUAUUAAUUUAAUUUUUUAAGUUUGUUGUGAACGUAUUUUAAGUGUAAAUUUUUGAUAAAUAAUUAUAUUUUAAUUAUGCUCUUGUUUGA